This is a messenger RNA of Cotesia congregata, 420 nucleotides long. The record is from the annotation of a GenBank genome assembly. NCBI's taxonomy places the organism in Eukaryota, Metazoa, Arthropoda, Insecta, Hymenoptera, Braconidae.
AUGGCACGGUUUGCUUACGAAUGUAAUGAUGAUAUAAAAUUAAAUGAUACAAAUUAUGAAUCAAACAUACGAACAUACAUGUGUCCAGCUGAAAAAUCUUAUUGUCUUUAUUGCUGUUGCAAUCCACAAGACGUCCUCCGAAACAUUUUUGGGAAGCUUGGUACUUCUGGCUUGAUUAGCACUUACAUAGUCAGUAAUUGUCGUUAUGGUUUUAAUUUAAGGACAACUAGUAAUAAUUUACAAGUACCUUCAUUAAGUGGUACUAGAAUUAAUGAUGAAUUAAAUGAAAUAUCAAUUCAUGUUAUACCGACAACGGAUAUUCUAUUGUCAACGUCUCAUAUAAAAAUGCAAUUGGCCGCUCCACAGCCAAAUGCUAUCCACAUGAGUAAGUCUUUCAAUUGCGGUAAAAAAAAUGUUUAA